GUCCAGAAUUUGCCAGAAUCUUCCUGAAUACGAUGGACGAUGGGGCGUUUCAUACGCCACGUCGUCUGUCGUACCUUGCUGUACUUGGGUUGCUCGGGGCGACAUCUAGUCGUCCCGAGAAAAGUUCGAAGUCCGCGGGCGACAUCUGUUCGACCCGGGACACCCGUCAAGCGCUGAACUUCUUUGUAGAAAGCAACCUGGUCUUCAGCAAGCAGCCCCUCUUCAGCAGAAAUGACAUCUGCCAAGGGUUCCUGCUUUGUUUCGGGCUCGACGGCACUAAACAGCAAUUUACAUUCCCCUCCGUCGACAUGGACAGUGUGAUCGCAAUGGUUACAGAUCAGAUCCUUGGAAAGCCGUCGAUGUCACCCGGAAAUGAAUGGCACUUCGCCGUAGACAGCCCAGAGAAGACUGAUGAAUGGGUUUCCUCGCUGCGACGUGCCUCCCAGACCUGCGAUGCUCCUGAAAAUUUGAUGGAAUUCUGAACAGUUUCUUUCACUUUUCAAUGAUUUUAGGUUCAUUUGGCGAGCAAUGAUUCUCUGAUGAACUAAAGGGGAUUUAUAUUGGAGCUUUGGCAUUGAACCUUUUCUGCUCUCGCGGGUAAUUAUUGCUCUUAACACGGUGACUGCGUUGCGCAGCAAGGUUACCCUAUUGCACAAGUAAGAUAUUGUCUUGAUCAUUUUUAUUAAAUCUAUAUGCAGAUGUCGCUCUUCCACAUCCGGUUGAGGCUAAUGUUCACUGUACACACUGUAUACGAAUCGAUUGUUCGCUCCAGCAGUUUAUUUGCUGAGUAGGGUCUAGCAUGGAAAGUCUGCCUCAAAUAUCUUCAUGAGCUGGUGGCAUAGCUGAAUCAUUACGAGCGCAUUUUUUUGCAGAACUAUUCAAUUCCAAUAUUUCGUUUAUAUAGAGUACCGUAAAUGCUUGUCGUAUACGUUUCGGUCAUUAUUAUUAUAUUCAAAUGUGCUUGCUGUCUCAUCGACGGGUCUUCUCGAGAUCAAUUCAUUGUAUUAUAUUUUCUUGAACACAUUUGUGUCAAAUGAGGCAAAGUGUUGAAUUAUGUCCUUUGCCGUUCAGGCAGUAUAACGUCCAUCGUCUGCAAUGGAUUCUUUUAACGUGAAUCUCAAAGCGUAUAGGAAAUGAUCAGCAGGAUUUUUUUCGGCAUUCAUUGAUGGUUUUGCUCUUGUGAUGAAUCAAAAUUCCGGUUGGACUUUUGUAGCAUCAAAGUGUGAAACAGUUCUGUGACUUUUUUUUUUCAAUCGGUCCGUGCAUGUGUAUAUUUUCGUGCGCCAAUCUGCCGCAUGGGACUGCUGAACCCUCUGAUUGUAAUUGGCUGUGAUUCCCUGGUUUUUGCGCUGUUAGGGAAGUUUGAAGCUUUUUUGUGGAGCUCGUGGGCAAAUAAAGAGUUAAUCUACGAAUA
Molecule: messenger RNA, 1414 nt
Organism: Notodromas monacha
Lineage: Eukaryota; Metazoa; Arthropoda; Ostracoda; Podocopida; Cyprididae
Source: the annotation of a GenBank genome assembly